AAUUUUAUAAAUCAAUCACAGAACACUACUGAAACACUGCAAAGAAAGAAAAUGGCUGUGACGGUGAAACAAAAACAUUUUGUUCUAGUGCAUGGGGCAAACCACGGAGCUUGGAGCUGGUACAGAGUCAAACCACGGCUGGAGGCUGCUGGUCACCGGGUCACGGCGCUUGACCUUGCUGCCUCUGGCAUCAACAUGAAGUCCAUCCAUGAAGUUCUUUCAUUUUAUGACUACACUGAGCCUUUGUUGGAGAUUUUGGCCUCUCUUCCACCUGAUGAAAAGAUCAUACUUGUUGGUCACAGCCUAGGAGGCUUGAAUUUGGCUUUAGCAAUGGACAAAUUCCCAGCAAAGAUUUCUGUCGCUGUUUUCUUAACAGCUUUCAUGCCAGACACCAACCACAAUCCAUCUUAUAUCGUGGACCAGUUGCUCAAGAGAACACCAGCAGAAACUUGGAUGGAUACUCAAUUUUCCCCCUUUCACACAAAACCAUCUCUCCAGUCAAUGUUCUUCGGCCGCGAGUUCUUGAAAUUCAAGCUCUAUCAGUUGAGCCCUGUUGAGGAUCUGGAGCUAGCGAAGACGUUAAUUAGGCCAGGAUCACUAUUUGUAGACGACUUGGCAAAGUCCAAAAACUUCUCGAGCGAUGGGUAUGGAUCAAUUGCGCGAGUAUAUAUAGUAUGCGAGGAGGAUAUGGGGAUCCUAAAGGAGUUCCAGCACUGGAUGAUCGAAAACUAUCCUGUCAAAGAGGUGAUGGAGAUUAAGGGUGCAGAUCAUAUGGCGAUGUUUUCCAAGCCCCAAGAACUCACUCACUGUCUCUUAGAGAUAGCGAAUAAACAUGCUUGAUAUGGGUCACGGGAACAUCUCCAUGAUGUUGUGUUAAAGGUUACCGAUUCUGGUGAUCAAUGGCUGUGGAACUUUGUUGGUGGAUUAUCGUUUUCAACUAGUGGUUUUCAGUGCGUGAUGAUAUUUAUGCAGUAAACCAAAGUCUCAUAAAUAAUUUUCUUGUACUUGUAGAUUAAAACAAAACAAGAUAAGUAGGCGGCUGGAGACUGCCCAUUCGAAUCUUAAUAACUGUGGUUGAGCAUGCA
Pistacia vera is the source of this 1085-nucleotide messenger RNA. RefSeq names its product methylesterase 1-like. NCBI's taxonomy places the organism in Eukaryota, Viridiplantae, Streptophyta, Magnoliopsida, Sapindales, Anacardiaceae. The transcript has 3 exons. Bases 52 to 840 code for a protein of 262 amino acids. Gene Ontology annotation, molecular function: methyl indole-3-acetate esterase activity; methyl salicylate esterase activity; methyl jasmonate esterase activity. Gene Ontology annotation, biological process: jasmonic acid metabolic process; salicylic acid metabolic process. The record is from RefSeq and is a predicted model, not a curated record.